Molecule: messenger RNA, 3690 nt
Organism: Rattus rattus (black rat)
Lineage: Eukaryota; Metazoa; Chordata; Mammalia; Rodentia; Muridae
Gene: Rnpc3
Product: RNA binding region (RNP1, RRM) containing 3
Exons: 14
Coding region: 323-1870 (515 amino acids)
Biological process (GO): mRNA splicing, via spliceosome
Cellular component (GO): U12-type spliceosomal complex
Molecular function (GO): U12 snRNA binding; protein binding; pre-mRNA intronic binding
Source: RefSeq, a predicted model, not a curated record
GAAGCUACAGCCUCUUUGUUUCACAUGACUGACGUUCCUCGAUUAGAUUUCUAGCCUUUUAACAUUUCAGUCUUUAUGUUAUUACAACCAACGUCUCCUCAAAUUUAAAGCGCGGCUCCAAGCGCUCUCUCUGCGGCAAUCCGCGAACAGAAGCGCUGUUCUCCGGAAGGCCAUUCUCGCGAGAUCAACUCACGCGGGAUUUCCGUACGUCCAGAAUGCUUAGCGCGAAGCGGAAAAUGACUUCGGCUCAGGCUCCGUGACUGCGGGAGUUUGGCCGGAAGCUUGUGCGGAAGGACUGUCUCCGGCUGGUUCUGCGCGGAAGAUGGCGGUGCCCGAGCCGUCGAUGCCGCUGUCGCGAGGCGGCCCAGGUUCCGCUUCGCUCUCUCCGCCCCGAGGCGACCGCACCCUCCUCGUCCGGCACCUGCCGGCGGAGCUGACGGCUGAAGAGAAGGAGGACUUACUGAAGUACUUCGGGGCGCAGUCCGUGCGCGUCCUGUCAGAUAAGGGACGCCUGAAACAUACAGCAUUUGCUACUUUCCCUAAUGAAAAAGCAGCUAUAAAGGCGUUGACAAGACUCCAUCAGCUGAAACUUUUAGGUCAUACUUUAGUUGUUGAAUUUGCAAAAGAGCAAGAUCGAGUUCAUUCGCCAUGUCCCACCUCAAACACAGAGAAAAAGAAAAGGUUGGAUGACACUGUGGAAAAUGAUAAAGAGAAGAAAGAGCCUGACAUCUUAACAGUAGAAAAUGGAAUUGCACCAAACCACGGACUGACUUUUCCUCUAAAUUCGUGCCUCAAAUACAUGUAUCCACCACCUUCAAGCACAAUCCUUGCAAAUAUAGUAAAUGCUCUGGCAAGUGUCCCUAAAUUCUAUGUCCAGGUGCUUCAUCUUAUGAAUAAAAUGAAUUUGCCCACACCGUUUGGACCGAUUACUGCACGACCUCCUAUGUAUGAGGACUAUGUGCAGUUGCAUGCACCCCUUCCACCUACAUCACCUCAACCGCCCGAGGAGCCUCCCUUACCAGAUGAGGAUGAGGAUUUAUCUAGUAAAGAAUCAGAAUACGAAAGCAGUGAUGAGGAGGACCGACAGAGAAUGAACAAACUGAUGGAGCUAGCAAAUUUUCAGCCCAAAAUACCCAAAACAGUAAAGCCACGCCACGUGAGAAAAAAGCAGAAAAUAAAGGACAUGUUAACUCUACCUUCACCAGCUUCCCAAAGUUUGCAUCCUGUGCUGUUACCUUCGGAUGUAUUUGACCAACCACAACAUGUAGGUAAUAAAAAAAUCGAAUUCAAUAUAUCGACCAACAUGCCUGCAGCAUUAAACAAAGAUUUGGAGACAGAACAAAAUAAUGAGGAAAAAAAUUCUGAUUCACCAGACACUGGCCUUGAUGAUUCAAAUACAGGAUUUGGAAAACUCUUCCCCAAACCUAAUGUGAACAUCACAGAAGAGAUUAAAGAGGACUCUGAUGAAAUGCCCUCACAGUUUAUUUCUCGAAGAGAGUUGGAAAAGGGUCGUAUUUCCAGAGAAGAAAUGGAAACUCUUUCAGUUUUCAGAAGUUAUGAACCUGGUGAGCCAAACUGCAGAAUUUAUGUCAAGAAUUUAGCUAGACACGUUCAGGAAAAGGACCUUAAAUUUAUCUUUGGGAGAUAUGUUGACUUCUCUUCAGAAACACAGCGGAUCAUGUUUGAUAUUCGCUUAAUGAAAGAAGGACGCAUGAAGGGACAAGCUUUUGUAGGACUUCCAAAUGAAAAAGCAGCAGCCAAAGCCUUGAAAGAAGCUAAUGGCUAUGUUCUAUUCGGGAAGCCCAUGGUGGUUCAGUUUGCUCGAUCUGCUAGACCAAAACAUGAUUCUAAAGAAGGAAAACGGAAGUGAUACAGACAAUAAAGGUAAGUGUGGAUAAGACAUUCAGUGAUAAGACAUUUUCUUGGAGUAAAUGUAAGGAAAUAUAAAAAUAAUACAGGUUACUAAUUCAGAUAUUUUAUGAGUUUAAGAAAAUUUCUGUAUACUAUUCAUUCUCAUUAAUGUCAAAAUUAUAACUAGCUUAAAGUAAGCUUGUGUGUAACAAUUUUUGAGGAUUUUAUAAAGAAUAUUGGUCAUUAUUUUAUGUUUUCUGCACAAUGAUGUUUUUAAUAUCUAAUCUGUGUUGUAAUCACUUGGAGAACUUGAUAAAAACAGAUUGCUGACCCUUCCCUUCAAGAGUUUCUGAAUCAGUAAUUCUGAGGUGGGUGACCAGUAAUCCCAUUUAUCCUGUCAGUAAGGGAUUUGUCAUGCAGUAAUUGCAAGUAUUGCAAGGAACAGUAUCUGGCAAGCCAGAGCUGGCUGCGUAUCCUGGCACCUGACCAGUCGUACAGUCAUUGAGAUCACAGGGUAACACUGGGGUGUUUUGUCCAAGGUGCACAUUUUCAGAACUGAAGCAAACAGUUACUAAAGUACUGUGUAUUUCAUCCCAUAUAUUAUUAACAUUUUACAAAAUAUGAUUCUGAAGUAUUUUGUUUAAAACAGGUAGUUUCGGUACUUAAGUGAAUGAAUGAUUUUAAAUAGUGGAAUUGAAUAAUAUUUUAAAUUAUUAACUUGUUACUUAGAAAAAAAUCAGACAAAAGAAUAGUUUCUGAAUAUUUGAGAGGUGGAGGAUAGUUAGAGAUAACUUACUUUUAGUUAUUCUACUCUUAGAGUCUGAAGAACACGAAAAUCAUUAGUCAAAAUUGCUAUUUAGCUGGAAAAAGCCUAUUAAAAUAGAAAUAUUUGCUUACCAUUUAAUCUUUGUAAAUUUCUUGGAAUAUUUAAGUUUACUGUCAAGAGACUCAGAUGUCUCAAAAUGCUAUACAGAUAAAAAAUGAAGAAUUUCAGUCUGUAUUUUAGUAAAUUGUUUAUAAAUCUGUUGCUAAAGAUUAGAAAAAAAUAAACCACAUUCUGCUGUUCUUCCUUAGAAGCAUUCCUGCGUAAAUACUGCUGUAGCACUGUCAUACAAGCGUAUCCUUUCUUGUCGUAUCCUUUUGGAGCAGUGGCUUUGUUUUCUUUCAUUUUGUUUUCUAGAAAUGUUUGGUCUACCUUCUAUCAUUUAUCCAGAUUAAGUAUUUUUUUACUUUAUUUAAAUGAAACAUUUCUCAAAUAGUUUUGUUUCCUGGACAAAUAUUUUCUCUAUUUUAAAUUCCAUGGUUAAUUUUCUGUGCUAUCAUAUAAGUCAAUGAGUUUUUACCAGGGAAAGUUAGUGAAUCAGGUCACUUAUUAUAUACAAUUGCUUGACCACGGAAUAUGGUAAUAUUUCUUAUAUAUGUUAAUUUCUUCAACCUAAUUCAGGAACAUGCUUCCUGUUUUGUGUUAUCCCAUUUAGGUGUUGUUCUAGUUUCAUUUUUGUGGCUGGGACAAAUACCCUGACAAAAAGUGACUUAGUGAAGAAGAAGGGAAUUAUUUGCUUUUCAAUUUAAAGUUCAUUAUUGUAGAGAAGUCAAGGCAUGAAUCUAAAGUGUAAUAUCCACAGUCAAGAGCAGAGAGAAUAAAGCUAUAGCUUGCCUAGUGUAAGCUAGCUUUUCCUUUUGUACGUUCUUCACGGUCCCCUUUCCUAAGCAAUGGUGCUACCCACAAUUGGUUGGAUAUUACAUCGGUGAACAGUCAAGACUAUGUUAUGUGCUCAUACCAACAUAGUCUAGAUAGUGCUUUAUUAAGACUUUUCCCAGGUAAUCUAAUAUGUCAAG